AUUAUCACCAUCAUGACUAUCUCUACCGACUAUACCCUACCAAUCGACUCUUGGGUCGUGGUCACGGGAGCCAACGGCUACAUCGCCUCCCAGGUGAUCAACGCUUUUCUCGCCAAAGGCUAUAGAGUGCGAGGCACUGUACGCUCGGAGAAGCCAUGGCUUGUCAAGGGCUUUGAAUCCAAGUACGGCCCCGGCAGGUUCGAGACCGCGAUCGUUCCCCGACUGGAAGAUGAAGGAGCUCUGGAUGUCGCGGUGCAAGAUGCAGGUGGUAUUGUCCACGUGGCUUCCGACAUGUCUUAUCGCCCCAACCCAAACGAUGUGAUCCCCGGGGUAGUCGCAGCGACAAUGAACGUCUUGACCGCCGCGCAAAAGGCGCCAUCCAUCAAACGAGUGAUUCUUACCUCUUCCGUGAAUGCAGCAUGUCUUGCGAUGGAUGAUGCAUUUGGAUUGCCAAGCAAGACUGUGGACCAGAGCACUUGGAACGAUGCUGCAGUAGCGGCUGCCUGGGACUCUGACACUCCAGACCAUAUGAAGCCCAGCACUGUGUACACUGCCGCCAAGGUCACCGCUGAGCGCAACGCGUGGAACUGGAUAGAGGAGCACAAGCCGCAUUUCACCUUGAACACGGUUCUUCCAAAUAUAAAUUUCGGCACAAUCCUAUUCCCUGAGCAUCAAGGCACGUCGAUGCGCCUCACUCGUACUUUGCUCAAUGGAAGUGAUUUUGCAAUGAAGAUGAUCCCACCACAUUGGUAUGUUGAUGUGGAGGACACGGCGCGUCUCCAUGUCAUUGCAUUGCUCGACCCUGCCGUGCAAUCCGAGCGCAUCUUCGCGGCCGCAGCCCCGUACAACUGGGCCGAGGUGUUGACGAUUCUACGAGAGCUACGGCCUGAGAAUAACCAAGUCCCCAAAGCCUACGAUAUAGUGAAGGAGAAGUUUGACCUUGUGCCCUCCAGGCGCGCUGAGGAAUUACUGCAAAGCUUCUAUGGCAAGCCUGGGUGGACUUCACUGAGGGAAUCUUUGGUUAACGGUAUUGAGGGAUACUGA
Molecule: messenger RNA, 1044 nt
Organism: Aspergillus brunneoviolaceus CBS 621.78
Lineage: Eukaryota; Fungi; Ascomycota; Eurotiomycetes; Eurotiales; Aspergillaceae
Product: putative aldehyde reductase
Exons: 5
Coding region: 13-1044 (343 amino acids)
Molecular function (GO): oxidoreductase activity, acting on the CH-OH group of donors, NAD or NADP as acceptor
Source: RefSeq, a predicted model, not a curated record